UGGUAGUGUGGGCGUGUCGGGUAUGUUUCAUUUUUGAAAUUUGCAGAGAAUCAGAUGAGUUCUAAGUUGUUCUAACAUGGACCAUAAAGGACAAAGAAGAAAGCAUAUGCUCAAAAAAAAUGAAGAGGAUCAAGCUGUAACAGAGCCUCAAACAGAUGAAAUUAGUGAUAGAAAUACUGUCCAAGAUCUUCCAAUUAAAGAUGCAGAUGACAAUGACACCCCACUAACGACUGAUACUGAUCAAAUCAUCACGUCUCAGUCUGGAUCAGAGGACAGUGAUUCAGACGACACUGAUCAGGAAAGUGGUUCAGAUACCGAUCAAGAUGCUGAUAAAGAUGAGUUAGAUGAUCCUCCACUUAAGACCAAUCUUCCCAAAACAGCCAAACAACAAGAUAUUAAAGCAACUAAUCAGCUUCGCUACCGAAACAUCUCAAGCAAGAAACCCCAACAUAAAGAGUAUUUGGAUGAAUUCAGCAAAGAGUAUCCAAAAGAAGAGUCUAGCAAGAAGUUUGAUCCUCCUUCAACUAAGAGUACUUCAUCAUGUUCAUGUCCAUUUAUUUUGGCAUUGCUAAUUCUAAUUACUGUACUUGCUUUCUUAUUGGGAUUUCUUGGUGGCUCCGUCUGGUCAAGCAAUAGGUGUCUGAGGUCUUGUAUAGUAGAAUUAAAUGAACAAAGGAUUGCCAUGGAGGAAGAAUGUAAGAACAAAUGUAGCGUAGAACUAAAAGGUUCUUUGAAAGAAAUGGAACUUGAAAUGAGACGCUUAGAAAAGGAAUUAAAUGCCUCAAAAGAAAAGAAUGAGAGGUUGCGUCAAUCAUCUAGAGAAUGUACCAAAGAUUAUGACAAAUGCAAAGAUCAAAAGUCAACAUGUCUUCAUGAUCUUUCAAAAAGCCAAGAGGAUGCCAAAAGGAAGAAAGAGGAUCUUGCAGCAUGUCAGUUAGAGAAGGAAUCAUGUGACGGUGAAGUUUCUAAACUUCAGAAAGGACUCGAAAAGAAGGAAGAAGAGCUAGAACAAUGCAAAGAGAAGAAGAAAAAAUGUGAAGAUGAUCUUGAAGCAUGCCUCAGAGAAACCAAGAAGAAGGAGAAGGAAUGCGAUGACGGUAAGAAAGAAUGUGAUGAAAGCCAAGAGGAUGCCAAAAGGAAGAAAGAGGAUCUUGCAGCAUGUCAGUUAGAGAAGGAAUCAUGUGACGGUGAAGUUUCUAAACUUCAGAAAGGACUCGAAAAGAAGGAAGAAGAGCUAGAACAAUGCAAAGAGAAGAAGAAAAAAUGUGAAGAUGAUCUUGAAGCAUGCCUCAGAGAAACCAAGAAGAAGGAGAAGGAAUGCGAUGAGAGUAAGAAAGAAUGUGAUGAUAAACUUUCAAUUUGUCUUGUAGAAGUUGGAACAAUAAAAGCGAAACUGGAUACACACGAGAAAAAGAUAGAAUUGGAAAAGAGAGAAUUGGAAAAGAGAGAAUUGGAAAAGAGAGAAUUGGAAAAGAGAGAAUUGGAAAAGAGAGAAUUGGAAAAGAGAGAAUCUAAAAAAAUGGCCCUCGCCCGCCUUAGAUUACCGAUAGAAAAGUAGUAACUUUAGUUGCUAUACUAAGAGUUGAAAAGGAUUCCUUGUACACAACAAUA
Messenger RNA from Amphimedon queenslandica, 1611 nucleotides. Its product is annotated as axoneme-associated protein mst101(2)-like. The transcript is spliced from 2 exons. The coding region runs from base 77 to 1558 and encodes 493 amino acids. The record is from RefSeq and is a predicted model, not a curated record. Lineage: Eukaryota; Metazoa; Porifera; Demospongiae; Haplosclerida; Niphatidae.